Messenger RNA from Colletotrichum costaricense, 321 nucleotides. RefSeq names its product major facilitator superfamily transporter. The coding region runs from base 1 to 321 and encodes 106 amino acids. NCBI's taxonomy places the organism in Eukaryota, Fungi, Ascomycota, Sordariomycetes, Glomerellales, Glomerellaceae. The record is from RefSeq and is a predicted model, not a curated record. The transcript has a single exon.
AUGCAUACCAUAGAUCGCAUCUCUGAAUCAGGUCGACAAAGUCCGGUUUAUGAACUCAACCUACACGAGACAGCCACGGAUCCUGCUCUGGGGGUUACUCCCUAUGCCACCAACACCAACAAGACACCGCCGUUCAACCAAUGUGUACCCAACCUCGAUCGAGCUCCCGAAUUUGAAGUGAAAUGGGACAGUGGAGAUGUGCAGGACCCUUGCUCAUGGCCUACAUGGUACAAGGCCUUUAUCGUCACUACGGUUAGCCUCGGUGCCACCGUAGUCAGCCUGUUCAGCACUCUUUAUACCUCCGGGAUCCCCGAGCUGUAA